AGCAAUAAUCCUAAAAUGUUAGUUACACUAAAAACAUUGCAACAACAAACGUUUCAAAUAGAGAUUGAUCCAGAGGAAACUGUCAAAGCGCUGAAGCUCAAGAUUGAAGUCGAAAAAGGUAAAGACUAUGUCUCCGACAACCAGCGACUUAUUUACGCAGGGAAGAUUCUUCUCGACGACAAUAAGCUAAGUAACUAUAACAUAGAUGAAAAGAAGUUUAUUGUUAUCAUGGUCACUAAACCCAAGCCAUCGGAAGUCCCAGCGUCGUCGGCCACUGUGCCCGAGGCUGGUGAAAGUGCGACGUCUACCGAAAGCGGCGACGGAAAGAAAAACACUAUCGAUGAAGCUCCCAAACCACCCGCAGUCGCGGAGCCCGAACGCGCUUCAGAGCCGCCAGCCGUCUCCAAUGAGCCCGACUUCGAAACUACAGUGCAGAGCAUCAUGGACAUGGGAUACAACCGGCAGCAAGUAGAGCAAGCUUUACGUGCAUCCUUCAACAACAGAGAAAGAGCUGUGGAGUACUUAAUAACAGGUAUACCUGAAGAGUUGCUCCAAGAACAAGAAGGGGAAGAAGGAACUGACGAAGACCCAUUAGGAUUCCUGCGUGAUCAGCCUCAGUUCCAACAGAUGAGAGCAGUCAUUCAACAGAAUCCAAACUUGUUGAAUGCAGUUCUACAGCAAAUCGGUCAAACCAAUCCUGCCUUAUUGCAAGCUAUUAGCCAACACCAGCAAGCAUUUGUAAGGAUGCUGAAUGAGCCAGUGAAUCCAUCAUCAGGAGGUGCUGCUGCAGACGAGAGUGCUGUGGAUCCCCCAGCACCCCAACAAGCACAAAAUGUCAUACAAGUGUCACCACAGGACAAAGAGGCCAUUGAGCGAUUAAAAGCCCUAGGGUUCCCCGAGCACAUGGUUAUUCAGGCAUACUUUGCAUGUGAAAAGAAUGAGAACCUUGCAGCAAAUUUUUUGCUAUCACAAAACUUUGAUGAUUAAUAUUUACUACUGCAACUUGUUGCAGUGGAGAGACAAAAUUUAACACAAAAGUCAUAUUUCAUGUUGUCAUUUCAUCAAUAGCCUAAAUAGUUUAUGCUUGUAAAAGUCAUGUGUAUUUUUACACAAAUUUCACAUUUUGUCAAGAAUUCAAUGUCUAAUAAAUUUCUUAUUGUUCACAUUUUUG
Messenger RNA from Hyposmocoma kahamanoa, 1171 nucleotides. It is a transcript of the gene Rad23, whose product is annotated as UV excision repair protein RAD23 homolog A. Gene Ontology annotation, biological process: nucleotide-excision repair; proteasome-mediated ubiquitin-dependent protein catabolic process. The record is from RefSeq and is a predicted model, not a curated record. Bases 16 to 987 code for a protein of 323 amino acids. NCBI's taxonomy places the organism in Eukaryota, Metazoa, Arthropoda, Insecta, Lepidoptera, Cosmopterigidae. The transcript has a single exon. Gene Ontology annotation, molecular function: proteasome binding; polyubiquitin modification-dependent protein binding; damaged DNA binding. Gene Ontology annotation, cellular component: nucleoplasm; cytosol.